GCGUGUCCACUCGACACUUCACAGGAUGUUGUGAAAACACAGAUGCCAUGUUUUGUGCUCAGUUGGGGUAAAGACUACGCCGGGGGCAUUUGGUCAUUUCAAGACAUGAAAACCAGAGAACUAUGGAGAGGGAUGUGUGCUGUUUAAAAGACAUAGAGGACGUGACGUCAGAGUCUGGUGUGCAGAUUGAGAGGACCAAAACCUUGAUCGAAGAGAUCCGUGCUUUGAUCAAGAACAAUGAGGCGGAGUAUUGCUCUUUCUGGAGGCCUGUGCUCCCAUGGGGUGGCGUGUACACGAUACGGGCAGGUCAGAAGGCCAUCUCUUGCAUACCCCUGUACGUUAAAAUCAAUCUGAAAAACACCUGCACCAUCGAUGGCUUCCUCAUGCUUUUGUACGUCAUCCUGCGGGAUAAUCAGACCUUCCGCCGGGAAGUGGGUUUGUUCUUGGGGAAGCGCUUUGUGGAGCACUUUCUCUAUCUGAUGGACUCCUACGAUUACACCACAGUCAAGAUUUUGUGGAUCUGGGACAGGAUGUCUAAGCGUCAGUACCGCUCCGAGAUCCAUCAAGCCGCUCUGGAGAUCGACCUUUUCGGCAACGAGCAUGAGAACUUUACCAAAAAUCUGGAGAACCUGAUGUCUACCAUUCAGGAGAGCUAUUGCACCAACUGUUGCUGUCCGUCUCGUUUCCAGGAGCUCCUUCAGAACACCAUAAAUAUCAACCCCCCACAUGAGCUUCCUGAUAGAGAUCCUAUUCAGUCUGCAGUCGAUGAGUUCUUCUGUCCAAAGAUAAUCCUCUGCCAAGAAUAUGGGUGUAAAGGGCUAAGAGAGUUCUCCCAGAGAGAGUUCUGCCACGGUGCUCCUCCCUUCAUCAUCCUUAACAUGCAGAUGUGGAAAUCAGAGGACCUUUCCUAUGUUCCAUACCAUUUGGCUUUGUCCGAUCACAGGUACUCUCUAGAGGGUGCCACUCUCUUCAACAGGGAGGAACAUCACUACUCUGCAGCGUUCCAAAUCGACGGGUACUGGAUGCACUACGACGGGCUUCGGAGUGACAACUUGAUCUUAUUGAACAAACCACCGGAGCUGCUGCUUCUGUCCUCCCUGGUGUAUGUCCGAUCUCAUGAAAAAUGACACGUGCAUCCUUCAGCGCGGACGUGUCCAGUCUUUUCGUUCCAGCCAAGAUGCAAGCCACACCUGAUGCCACUUGUUUAUUCAAUUUGUCUCAGCCUUCAAAUGAGUUAUAUCAGGUAUGAGUGUUGUUUGGCUGGAAUGGAAACUUACAGCUACACUGCAGAUAAAACUCUGCGUCAGAAUAAGACAGAAGCCUGGAAAGGGUUAAAGCAUCAUCACAAAGUCUUUGGAUUCUCCUCCUUUCCCUCUUUUCUGUGUCCUUGCCUUGUUAAUGUAGUCAAGGUAAUCCUUGCUGUAUAUUUAGUCAGUUAACUCACCAAUACUUUUAUUACGAACAUUCUCUAUUAAAGACUGCAAAUAUUUUGUUAGUAUUCUGGCUUUUCUGUAAUUCUAGGGAUAAAUUGUAGCUCUUUUUUUUUUUUUUUUACUUUUACAAAAUAAUGCUUUAUACUUUUGUAAUAAAUGCUAUAAUUCGGCAAAGCCGAGUUAAACAGCUUCACUUUUUAGGUUGUGCUUGGAAUCCAAGAAUUUGUAAAUGGACUGUAAUAGUUCUGGGCCGGUAUGGGAAACUGUAAGAACGUUCCUCUAUAGAAAAAAAACCCAACAAAUCAUGCACAAAUGUCCGUUUCCUAAAGGCGUGGUUAAAAAAAAUGACAGUGAACACAAAGAUCCAGUAAAUCAGAAGACAUUCUGCAAUCCAGCGAUGCUUUAAAAGCUUCAUAGAAUCCAGCUAUUUUGGUGAUGCGAGCAGAUGCACACGGCAGCAAUGUUUUUAAGUACGUUACUCAGAAACAGCCAGAAGUGUGACCGACUAUAGAGCAAGUGACUAAUCAACACCAGAAAAAGCUGUUAGUUUGCACAGUGUUAUAUAACUGAUGUCGCAGAAAGUGCCAAAUCGACUUCUCAGGAAGCAAGACGAAUUUUUUGUCCUCAUUAUGAAAUAACAGUUCUGUGCUGAUGUAUGUUGUAAUAUAUACUUAAUUACGUUUGCUCAGUUUGUGUACGAAUUUCACAGACGUUCUGCUUUCCUACAAAAUGUUAUCACAUACUAGCCCUGAAUUCGGAUGUAUCUCUUAUUUUUUGUUUGUUUGUUUGUUUGUUGGCAGUAAGGCUUGUGUUUAAAUUUUAUACUUUUCUUAUCAUUCUUUCUCAUAUAUCCCUCAAAGCUUAAUUAAAGCUUAAAUACACGUGUGUGACCCGUACAGUGAUAAAAUCUGAUUAAGUAACAGUUUUAAAAACUAAUUCUGGCCUGUAUGAGUAAUAGUGUGUCAGUUUUUAAUUGUUUUUUCUCUAAAUUCCAGUACACGAUUUGGUUUACAUAAAGAUGACUAUAUUUAUAAUUAUUACCUAAAUAAUUUUGCACUUACUUUUAAUAAAAAAAUAAAAAAAAUUCCUCACUUAUUUUGGCUGUAUUGUUUUGUUUUGAGAAAAAAAACCCAAUGAAUGGUGAGUAAUCAAACAAGAAAGUAACUUCGUAGAGAUGCGUUGUAUUCUGGACUAGUGUUUCAACUAGCAUUAGCACGGUCUCCAUUACUUGACCGUGUUGGAUUUCUCAAUAUGACGUUGAACGUCGCUGGAAAACAGUGAGCGAGAAAAACUUGUCUUUUGUCUUUAAGGAGUUAGCACCCAACCCUGAUGGUUAUGUUUGAGAUUGUUGAAAUUAAACUCCACUGCAUUGCAUAACUGUGCUAGCAAUGUCCUCACGUGGUGUCACGCACCUGCUAACUUUUCCCAGGAAUAAUGAAAUACAUCAACCUACAAAUUCUGGACCUGCUAAGCAUAUCACAAAUAUUUUAAUAUAAACAAUACAUGUUUAAUGAGGGUGGAGUUUCCUUUAAAAUCAAAAUAUCACUCAUAAUUCUGGAUUUGAUAGUAGAUACUUUGUGGAGCUUUGUUCAAUGAUGUGUUACUAAAAAAAUAAAACAACAAUGCACACAGCAGAUUGCCUUUCGAAGUAGGCAUUUAUUUUUCGACUGGGUACAACUGCACCACACAGCUAAAUAAACUGGCAGAAAUGUGUGUGCUCUCUCUCUCUCUCUCUCUCUUUCUCUUUCUCAGUGCUUGCUAAACUGAAAAAUAAAUACUGCAUCUAUUGAUUAAGGUUUAUCUUUUUACUUCCAGUAACAAUCCACAGGUACAUUUAAGAAAAAAAAAAUCAAUAUAAUCACCCCACUUCAGACAAUAGCCAAACACCCAUGGAAAUUUUUUUUUUUUUUUUUUUU
Pangasianodon hypophthalmus (striped catfish) is the source of this 3349-nucleotide messenger RNA. It is a transcript of the gene dorip1, whose product is annotated as chromosome 10 C14orf28 homolog. NCBI's taxonomy places the organism in Eukaryota, Metazoa, Chordata, Actinopteri, Siluriformes, Pangasiidae. The record is from RefSeq and is a predicted model, not a curated record. Bases 123 to 1127 code for a protein of 334 amino acids. The transcript is spliced from 5 exons.